Messenger RNA from Hemicordylus capensis (graceful crag lizard), 1601 nucleotides. It is a transcript of the gene FANCF, whose product is annotated as FA complementation group F. The record is from RefSeq and is a predicted model, not a curated record. Lineage: Eukaryota; Metazoa; Chordata; Lepidosauria; Squamata; Cordylidae. The transcript has a single exon. The coding region runs from base 47 to 1090 and encodes 347 amino acids. Gene Ontology annotation, biological process: interstrand cross-link repair. Gene Ontology annotation, cellular component: Fanconi anaemia nuclear complex.
CGAACGAAGGGAGGAGGAGGUUUGGCGCCGACUCGGGCCUGUCGCCAUGGAGACGUUUCUGUCCCCGUCUGAACAGCUGCCGAGCCUCUUAGCGGCCUCCCGUUCGGGCCUGGUGGGAAGCUGGGACCCGGCGACCCUGGAGCGAGCUCUGCGCUGGGGCCGCUUCUUCCAGCAGCUCCACAGCCGCCUUCAUGCCCAGCCUGGCCUCAGGGCCACUCUGAAGCGCCGCUUGUGCCAAGGAGGGAAACCGGCGCUCGGCCUCGGCCACUUGAGAGGCUGUCCGGAGCUGCUGGGCUUGGCGCUGCUGGAGAACCGGGCGCUGCCUCCCGCCGCCCGCCAGCGACUCUUGCGCGGCCUCCUGUGCUCGCCAGCCGGCGGAGAGGAGGAGCCCUUCGCCCCCGUCUUGGCCAGGCGCAAGGCCGCUUCGCAGCUUCUCCGUUUGGCGCUUCUUCCAGAGGCCUCCUCUGCAGAGCCGCGGGAAGCGCCGCCGCUCAGGGCCCAGGCUCAGCUGCUGCUGUCGCGGUUGCGGGAGGAAGGCGGCGGAGAUCAUGGCCAGCGAGGCUGCGGCGACCUCCUGGAGCACUUGCCCGGCGGCCCCAUGCUCUACAGGGCAGUGGCGGCGGCGCUGCUGGAGCCCAGCGGGGACGCGCAGCAGGCCAGGGCAGCGCUGCUCUCUUGGCUGGUGGAGGGGGAUCCGGCCCGCCAGGCUGCUUUCUUCCGCCUCCUGCCCGUCCCCUGGUUGCCCUCGCUCUGCCGCCGCCACCCCGAGCUGCGCGACCCCUACUUGAGUCUUUUAUCCGUCUGGGGAAGCCGCCUGAGUUACGACCCGCUGCAGGGAGAGUGGAAAGCCGCCAGCGGCCUAGAAGAAGAAGGCGGCCAGGUGUGCUGGCGGGAGUUGCGGGAACGAGUCGGCUGCCUCUACCGCGAGCCAGAGCCUCUGGGAAGUGCAGUACGGAGUCAGCUGAAACGCCUGAAAGCCCAGGAUGGGGACUUCGAAGUUCGCGGCCUGAGUGUCUGGACUGAUCUUCUGCUGGACUUGGAGACGCUGCCUACCUCGGAGAACAAGCCUAAGAGAGGCUGCCUUGUCUAGGAACCGGCCCUUCCUGAGAACUUGGACAAAGUAGUUAACCUGGAAAGAAAACAUCAUCGCUUGACUCCUUUGCUUUAAAUUCGCUCUGCCCUACUUUGAAAUCAGACGACACCCUUCUAAACUUUAUGGUGCUCUUUUAAAGUGUAUGAAGCAGUAGGGGAAAGGAAGAGCUUAAACUGAAACCUAGACUCUGCAAAUGCAGAGAGGAUUAUAGCACCAGGUUCCCCUGUUUACAAAAUUGGGCAGUAGGUUAUUCGUACAAGGGAAACCAGGACCCGCUUAGUUAUUAGAUAUUUUGAGUGAUCAACCUCGGUGGCUGCUUUAUCACAGAAGAAAUGAAUCUAUAAUAACUAAAAAGCAACACUAUUGAUUGCAGUUCCUCUAUGUUCAGCGCUGAAAAAUUUCUUUGUUGAUGUAGUGUUUGUCUCUAUAAUGUAGAUGUGUCCUAUCUGUAUAUACAAAACAGUGGGCGUGUCCAUUGUCUGUUUACAGAAACAAAACUGAAUUGAAA